GUGUAAACGCUGCCUAAAUGGUCGCCAAUCUUAUUUUCCGGUCAAUAAUAAUGCGCUUACAUGAAGUAUAACAACUUGUAUUUUCUCCAAGCAUCAUGGCACCACAGCAAAGCACAGUUUAUUGUUUGCAAAAUAUACCAUCAUAUUUGGUCGAAGCCUGGUCGAAGUAAAAUAAAUGAACGUUGAAUAUAGCAUUAAGAAUGGCAAAUGAGUCGAAAUCAAUUGAGGAAAUCCACGAUGCAGUAAAACGAAGAUUAUUUGCUGACGAAUGUGUGCCACAGUUAGUUGGACUAGAUAACCAAAUAAUGUAUGUUUAAUAUUGACAGAUUGCAUUUAUUUUCCGCACAUGGGGGGUUCCAGACUAGCUGGAAUCAUUGCUGUGCGCGGGGAAGUUCUUCUCCACGCAAUUUUGAUAUUUUCUAUAUAUUUACUAUUAAAUUUUCGAAAUCUUCCCCGCGCAAUUUCCAAACUUUCCAGCCGGGAGGGGGUUGAGGACAUCUUUUUACCGGCUAAAUUGUAACCCCCUGAAAUUCAGUUUAUAUACUCCCUUCCCUAGAAAUUCAUUGCCAGAUACCCCUGCAAAAUGGCUUUAAUCACAGACCACCCACCUUUGGUUUCUAAUUACCCCACCCCCUGGAUUUCUGCGGUCGUUUUCACUCCUCCCCCUGGAUUUCCAAGGCCAUUUUUACACACGUCCCCUGGAUUUUUCAUUGUCCUCAACCCCCCUGUGCGGAAAAUAAAUGUUCAUGUUCAUAUGUUAUACUGUACAGGCACGGAUUUUCUGGGGACUGUGCACCCCCCAGAAAUGAUUUGCACCCCCCAGAGGCAUUUGGCACCGCCCCCAAAAGUUUUUGCACCCCCGCAAAUUAUAUAUAUUUUGAUUUGAUAGUUUCAUGUUUGAUUAUUCUAAUACUACUAAAUUUGUAAUUUUAAUUACCAAUAUUAUGGUCUCAGAUCUCGCCACGGCAGGUACAAACCACAGGUUGCAGGUUGCCGGUUGGAAUUUUGCAGGUUGGGAAUUUUGCAGGUUGGAAUUUUGCAGGUUGGGAAUUUUGCAGGUUGGAAUUUUGCAGGUUGGGGAUUUUGCAGGUUGGAAUUUUGCAGGUCGCCAGGAAUUUUGCAGGUUGAUGAUGCAAACUUAAAAUUACACCACUAUAAAGUAUUCUAGUAUAAUUUAAUUGUGUACUGAUUGCAGUCUGACUCCUUGUCGGCACUUUUAAUAUCAGCCUAUCCUGCUAUCAUGUUCCUAGCUUCUGCUCUAAGGAGUGGCCAUCACCCUUGUGAAAACAUUCAAAAUGACCAGAUUGGCUUGGACCUUCAGGGGGACGGAUGUUUCGAUUGUUGUGAGGAGCCAACAUGACAUGGUGGCAGUUCAGAAAAUGCCUGAAUGAGGUGUCUCUCUUCUGCACCCACUUAUGAGAAGUCCAUUCAAGCCCCCAAUUACCUUAUCAUUAGUCGAGAGUUAGUUAACUUUUAACAAUAUUCUAGUAUAAAUGCCGCCAGGUCAUGUAGGCACCUCGCCACAAUCAAAACAUUCGUUUCCCUGUAGGUUCAAGCCAAUCUGGUCAUUUUGAAUGUUUUUACGGUGAUGAUGGCCACUAGCCUUAGAGCAGAGGCUAGGAACAUGGCAACAGGGUAGGCUGAUUAGUUGAUAUCAAAAGCGCCGACAAGGAGUCAGACUGCAAUAAAUGCACAACUAAGUUAUACUAGAAUACUAAAAAAGUGGUGUAAUUUUAAGUUUGCAUUAUCAACCUGCAAAGUUCCUGGCAACCUGCAAAAUUCCAACCUGCAAAAUCCCCAACCUGCAAAAUUCCAACCUGCAAAAUACCCAACCUGCAAAAUUCCAACCUGCAAAAUUCCCAACCUGCAAAAUUCCAACCUGCAACCUGCGUUUUGUACCUGCCAGAUCUCGCCAUGCAGGCCUAGAAAACAAAUUUUGUUAAACGUUUUCCUUGGCCUUUCCGGGCGUUGCCACCAGGCCCGGACAAAGCAAGCAGCAGCACACCCCCAGAUAUUUAUCCACCCCCCGAACGAAAAUAUGAAAAUCCGUCUCCGAUACCGUAAACCUCCGAAUAUAAGCCCUGGGCUUAUAUUCAUUUGUAAGCAUUUUUUGAUGGGCUUAUACAUAGGGAGGCUUAUAUACAGAUGCCAUUUGACAUUUAUAGUAGUAAUAUUUAUUAUACUGGUAAACUAUAUUCAUGGGCUUAUACACAGAGGAGCUUAUAUUCGGGGGGGGGGGGAGGCUGAUAUUUGGAAUGACCUGAGCAACCAAGAUGUCGGUUUUAUGAUACAACUUUACACAGUGGCCCAGGAUGGAUUGUUUGCCAGGUUGCAGGUUCACACUAUUUUGGUUAAGAUGGCCCUCGGUUAGAUUGAGUUCAGUUAGGUUGGGGAGUGAAAUCAUUUCCAGAUCAGACUGCCAUCUGGAGUCUAUUUGUUAAAAUCUCCUAACAUUGGCUUUCAUGCAGCUCAACACCCAGGCCACUUCGCAGUGAAUUGGUAAAAAUGUAGAAUAAUAAAAGGUGUAAUCAUUGGGUACAAUUAUGGCACAUUUUGGCUAAUUGAGGUAAAUCAUCUCCAAAUCUCUUCCAUCGAGCCAAAUAUAUUCCUUUUCUACAUAGGGAAUUAGAAGAAUUGAUACUGAAGUGCAGUGAGUUUGGUGAAAGUAAUUCUGCCUUACUGGUUGGACCUAGAGGAAGUGGAAAAUCAACUGUAAGACUGAGAAAUUAAUUUUGUAAUACAGUGCUGCAAUGUGGAUUUCAAAUCCCCAAGAUCCACCCCCACUUUCCUGGACAAAAUUAACAUUAGCCAGUGUAUACUAAAAUUCUCAUGAUUUCUGGGACUUUCAAUGGCAGUUGCAUUAGUAUAGUGAUUAUAACACUCUCCUGUGGGAAAUUUGCACACCCUGCAAGAUGAGUCCUCAGCCCUAGGUGGCCUAGCAAUAUACUGUACAGUGUAGCCAAGCAUAAUAGAACUUUAUAUAUGUAUAUACCAUAUUCAGGGUUCGAAAUAACGAUCUGAAAAUUAUAUGUCACUUCACUCAAAUUUUGUAGGCUGUUUUUUGUAGGUGAAAAUUUUUGCCGGCUAUUUUUGAAGCGAAGUUUAGUUAUGUUCUGGAGUGGGCAUAGCCAUGGGCCAAGUAAUAGUGAUGUAAACCAAUUACACAACAUUUGUAAGAACAUAGUUGUAAUACAUUUUAUUUGGUGUAGGAACGAACAUUUCAACAUUAACAAGUUCUGUGUACAUGUAUGUGUUAUUGUAAGCGAGUCAUCGGUGAAUAAAUAUAAUACUUUGAAAAAUAAAUACUGUACUUUGAAAUUAAAAAUCGCCAGCAAGGUCCUAAAACACCAGCUAUCGCCAGAAGCUGGCGGCUAUUUCAAACCCUGAUAUUUUACCAUCUUCUCCAAUGAACCCAACUGUAAGAGCUAUUGUAGCUUUUUUUAUACAUGGUACAGGCAAUAGACUAUGCUUUGAAAACUCUCAAAGAAGAAAAUAAAUUGGAACAUUUAUUGGAAGUAAAACUGAAUGGUAUGUGAAGCAAUAUAUAAUUAAACUGUAAAAAUACUGUACUAGUAAUUUAGUGAUAAUUUUAUAGCCUGAAAUUGUCAAAAGCAUUGUUGUGUUUCAUAUAAUUACUAAAUCUGAGUAUUUUCCUUUCACCGUUGAUGACAGGUCUUGUUCAAACAGAUGAUAAAUUGGCAUUAAAAGAGAUCACCUUUCAACUGCAGUUAGAAAAUACUGUUGGAGAUAAAAUAUUUGUAAGGAAGAUAAUAAAAUUAUAUUUACUAAAUAUACCAAUAGUAAAUAACUAAAAUAAUAAAUCUAAAAUUCAUAAUACGCUACAAAUCAUAAAUAUGCUACAUUGUGUUCAGCACAAGUAAUUUUACUCUUCGAAAUUUAAAUAUGAUAUACUAUACAAAUAAUGAAUAUUUAUGAGUGCAAUGGUAAGAAUAUUUUCAUGAGGUGAAAGAUGGAAUGUUCCAUUCAACGAGGCGACAGCCGAGUUGAAUGGAACAUUCCAUCUUUCACCGAAUGAAAAUAUUCUUACCAUUGCACGAAGAAACAUUCAUUAUUUGUUUUAUAUACUGUAAUACCAAAAGUCCAGAACAGACUAACAGAUUCGUAUGAGAAGCAUUUUGAGGGAUGCGAUUUAUCGAAAACACAAAGAGUGCAAUUGUACUAUACGUUUUAUUCCAUUGCACUCACGGAGAGUGCAAUGGAACGUGUUCCAUUGCACUCUUGGGAAAUGGAAUUUUCUAUUCAAUAUCACGUGACCAUAAACAGCCAAUUAAACGAUUAGAAUUUAAUAAGGUAUUAUAUAAAUUAAAUUAACAUUAAAUUUGAAAAAUACUUGCCUUGCCCUCACACUGCAGCAGGUACAAAAAGCAGGUUGCAGGUUGAAAUUUUGCAGGUUGGAAUUUUGCAGGUUGGCAAUUUUGCAGGUUGGAAUUCUGCAGGUUGGGGAUUUUGCAGGUUGGAAUUUUGCAGGUUGACAGGAAUUUUGCAGGUUGAUGAUGCAAACUGAAAAUUGCACUACUAUAAAAUAUUGUAGUAUAAUUUUAUUAUGUACUUAUUGCAGUCUGACUCCUUGUCGGCACUUUUGAUAUCAGCCUAUCCUACUACCAUGUUUCUAGCCUCUGCUCAGAUAUCACCCUUGUGAAAACAUUCAAAAUGACCAGAUUGGCUUGGAUCUUCAGGGGGACGAAUGUUUCGAUUGUUGCGAGGAGCCUACAUGACGUGGUGGCAAUUCAGAAAUGCCUGAAUGAGGUGUCUCUCCUCUGCACCCACUUAUGAGACCACUCAAGUCCCCAAUUACUGUAUCAUCACUCGAGAGUUAGUUAACUUUUAACAACAUUCUAGUAUAAACGCCGCCACAUCGUGUAGGCACAUCGCAACAAUCAAAACAUUCGUCUCCCUGUAGGUCCAAGCCAAUCUGGUCAUUUUGAAUGUUUUCACGGGGGUGAUGGCCACUAGCCUUAGAGCAGAGGCGCCAACAAGGAGUCAGACUGCAAUAAAUGCACAACUAAAUUAUACUAGAAUACUAAAAAAGUGGUGUAAUUUUAAGUUUGCAUUAUCAACCUGCAAAGUUCCUGGCAACCUGCAAAAUUCCAACCUGCAAAAUCCCCAACCUGCAAAAUUCCAACCUGCAAAAUUCGCAACCUGCAAAAUUCCAACCUGCAAAAUUCGCAACCUGCAAAAUUCCAACCUGCAACCUGCGUUUUGUACCUGCCGCUCACACUGUGUCUUAUAUAGUCUAGGUCUGUGGUAUAUAAUAUCUCGUUUUCCUAUAAAAUAGUUUUUGUUUGGGUUUUGACUUUUGGAUAAAUACCUACUGUAUGUUGUUUUGUGUAGGGAUCCUUUGCCGAAAAUUUAGUUUUUCUCUUGGAAGCUUUGAAAACUGGUAA
This is a messenger RNA of Paramuricea clavata, 5405 nucleotides long. Lineage: Eukaryota; Metazoa; Cnidaria; Anthozoa; Malacalcyonacea; Plexauridae. The record is from the annotation of a GenBank genome assembly.